Molecule: messenger RNA, 537 nt
Organism: Phanerochaete carnosa HHB-10118-sp
Lineage: Eukaryota; Fungi; Basidiomycota; Agaricomycetes; Polyporales; Phanerochaetaceae
Exons: 1
Source: RefSeq, a predicted model, not a curated record
UCAGAUGCUUCAAAAUCGCCCCCCUACCAUCUGGGCCGGUACCGAAAGUGCAUUGCUUGUGGAAGCUUUUUCGACGAACCGUGGCGUCGGAGCCGAUGAGGUUCACAAGAUCAUGACGUCGCUUGGUGCCCUCGCGGAGUUUGGACCAGCCAACCCGAAGACUAUUCGCGCUCUGAAGGCCAGCGGUGUCUGUGGUUUGAACACCGCUCAAGACUCUCAGGUAUUCUUCGCCGACUACUACGACUCCGAGACUGCGGCGACGGCUCGUCAACAGUUGGACAACCGCACCAUCUUUCACAUGCGCCUCCGGAUCUACUGGGACUCCGACCUAGAAGACGUAUUCGAGGAAGAGCCAGAGAAGGAACAAGCUGGGCAGGACCAGAUGCCAUACCCGCUCUUGAGCUACGCCUCCUUGAACGGCGGUCCUGGGAUCUUUGACCUCGCGAGUCCACCGACGUCUUCGUCUCUUCCUCUCCCAGAGAGUCCGACCCCCAAGAGAGGCGGAGGCGACACAGAGCGUGAGUAACCGCCAGCUUU